Bombyx mandarina (wild silkworm) is the source of this 1445-nucleotide messenger RNA. RefSeq names its product osiris 9 (gene Osi9). The record is from RefSeq and is a predicted model, not a curated record. Lineage: Eukaryota; Metazoa; Arthropoda; Insecta; Lepidoptera; Bombycidae. Gene Ontology annotation, cellular component: membrane.
GAGAGCUCCCUGGAUAACAUCAUCAUGGACAAAAUCUUUAGAUUCAUGCAGACUCAUACGGUCCAGUUCAACUUCCCGACCGGCUCCGAUGUACAAGAGACCGAAGAAGGCCGUGAUAAAAGAAAAAAGUUCGCACCGAUGCUCGCCAUCCCGAUCCUCGUCAUAGGAAUGAUGGUGCCUCUGGCUUUCGGAGCUCUGGCUCUACUGGCGGGCAAGGCUCUGAUCGUGUCCAAACUGGCCUUGGUAUUAGCCGGUAUUAUUGGCUUGAAGAAGCUUUUGUCUCCAAACGGUGGAGGUCAUGAGGCCCAUGAGGUAGUGGUGUCUGCUGGACAUUCCGCUUCAGGGUGGAGCAGAUCACUAGAAAAAGCACACGACUUAGCUUACAAAGCGUACAAGAACGACAUGGCACUACGAACGAACACCUGCGACAACCAGCGCAACGUCCACACAACCUGUCACCCGUCGGCAACCAUCGCCAUGAAUGGACUCGGAGACCACGCCACAAUUAACAUAAAACAAUUUUAUCGGUACCAGUUUAAUCGACCGCUUACGGACGAUAUGAAGUGUCUGGUCGUUUUAAUGGUGAUCGGCGUGGCGUGGGCGAUGCCUGCUGCCGAACAAGACUCUGACCCGAACAUCCUGGGAAGCGUCCUGGGCGUCGUCAAGGAGUGCGUCGACGGUGACGUCACCCUGUGCCUCAAGGAGAAAGCUUUGAGAUACGUGGAGACUUUGAGGUCUAAGAGGGAGAUCACGCUGGUCGAUGGCGUUACUCUGGACAGCAAAGGCUCGCCCAGGUCUGCCAGGGCCUUGGAGCCGCUGCCCGAGGAGCCUAAGGCCAGGGAAGCACAGGUCGAGUCUAGACUCGUAGACGGUGUGGCAGACUUCUUGGAAAAUUACGUCGUGCAGUUCAAGCUCCCGUCUUCCGCUGUUGAGGGCAUGAGGAGAUCAUUAGAUGAAGCUCGUGGUAAGAAGAAGAAGAUCAAGCAGCUCCUCCCUCUCUUGGCCAUCGCCAAACUAAAGAUCAUGGCCCUCAUCCCCCUAUUCUUGGGUAUCAUCGCCUUCGCAGCCGCCAAAGCCGUCGUACUUGCCAAGAUCUCACUCCUGGUCGCCGGUAUCAUUGCUCUGAAGAAGCUGCUGGCCAGCAAGCACACCGAGACCAGUUACGAAGUGGUCGCCCAUCCUCACCACGAGGAGCACUACGCAAGCAGCGGCCACGGCUGGGGCAGGUCUAUCGAUGACGCCCAAAACAUGGCCUACAGCGCCCAUAUUAAAUCUGAUUAAAUUACUGCCCAAAAAUUUUUUGGUCCACCGUUUAAAGUACUAAUACCCUGGUAUAUUUAAUCGUUAGCGUUUAGUUAAUUUAUUUAUUUAUUGUACACCCUUUGUAAGGGUUCGCUAGCGCGAUGUUGUUGUUGUUCCCAAAAAAAGUUCGUUCUGUUUUUGUA